Molecule: messenger RNA, 778 nt
Organism: Paramuricea clavata
Lineage: Eukaryota; Metazoa; Cnidaria; Anthozoa; Malacalcyonacea; Plexauridae
Source: the annotation of a GenBank genome assembly
AUGAGAACUUUAAAUUUUUACACUAAUUGAAUUUUUGAGAAUUUAGAUCGUCUUUGUACCCAGUUCUAACGUUAACAGUGAAAUGAUAGUGGGUUAUGAUAUUACAACUCUUGUGAAUCACUCUGCUCCGAAUGGCUUGCCUAUAUAUACGCUAAACCAAAGGUCGCGUAGAUUCCCAUGGUGGUUAAAUAAUUUUUAACCCAGCGUGCAUGAAUACUACUCGAAUUAACGACAUAUCUGCGUUUCACUUUUAUUAAGGUCGUUCGUCUGAAAUGAUUUCACAACUUGAAGAACUUAUGUUCGAUAAAGUCGAGCAAAAUGAGAGAGACGAAGGGCAGUUGGAAUCAGAUUUGAAGAGAAUGGGCAACUAUGUCUUGUUUAUGCGAAAUCUUCUAGCGAACGGAAAUGAUGAUGAGAUGAUGAAUAUGUAUGAUCAUUUGGUGAGAUACGUCAAUGAUGUAAGUGGUCGAAAUCCAUUCUGGCUUGACGAUAACAACGAAGCAACGCCAACUGUUUCCCUGCAGCCUGAUGCUGGUGAUGAUGUCGUAGAUAACUAUGUGGGUCACUUGGUUACGACUUGUCUUGGUGAACUGGUUAUUCCGACAUUACAAGCAGAUCACUUCGAGUUGGUUGAGGACAGAGGCAAGGUAAGGGCUGAUGUCAUGAUUGUAUUUAAACUUACACUGUCAACUUCGAAUGACACAGUACCACUUCUCCGUUUUUGGUGACAGAAUAACACGUUUGGAGUUGAUUCAACUGCUUGCUUGAAAUUUACAGU